This is a messenger RNA of Dipodomys ordii (Ord's kangaroo rat), 973 nucleotides long. RefSeq names its product cytochrome P450 2A13-like. Gene Ontology annotation, cellular component: cytoplasm; intracellular membrane-bounded organelle. NCBI's taxonomy places the organism in Eukaryota, Metazoa, Chordata, Mammalia, Rodentia, Heteromyidae. The transcript has 6 exons. Bases 17 to 973 code for a protein of 318 amino acids. Gene Ontology annotation, biological process: coumarin metabolic process; xenobiotic metabolic process. Gene Ontology annotation, molecular function: heme binding; oxidoreductase activity, acting on paired donors, with incorporation or reduction of molecular oxygen, reduced flavin or flavoprotein as one donor, and incorporation of one atom of oxygen; iron ion binding. The record is from RefSeq and is a predicted model, not a curated record.
CACCCUGGCCGCCACCAUGCUGGCCUCAGGCAUGCUGCUGGUGGCUGUGCUCACCUGUCUGACUCUCAUGGUGUUGAUGUCUGUCUGGAGGCAGAGGAAGCUCUCAGGAAAGCUGCCUCCAGGCCCCACACCAUUGCCCUUCAUUGGAAACUAUCUGCAGCUCAACACGGAGCAGAUGUACAACUCUCUCAUGAAGUUGAGUGAUCGCUUUGGUCCAGUGUUCACGGUUUACCUGGGCCCUCGGCGGGUCGUGGUGCUGUGUGGUCAGGAGGCCGUGAAGGAGGCGCUGGUGGACCAGGCUGAAGAGUUCAGCGGGCGCGGGGAGCAGGCCACCUUCGACUGGCUCUUCAAAGGCUAUGGUAUGGUCUUCAGCAAUGGGGAGCGGGCCAAGCAGCUGAGACGCUUCUCCAUCGCCACGCUGCGGGACUUUGGACUGGGCAAGAGAGGCAUCGAGGAGCGCAUCCAGGAGGAGGCAGGCUUCCUCAUCCAGGCAAUGCGGGACACACAUGGCACCUUCAUAGAUCCCACCUUCUACCUGAGCAGAACGGUCUCCAAUGUCAUCAGCUCCAUUGUCUUUGGGGACCGCUUCGACUAUGAGGACAAGGAGUUCCUGUCUCUCCUGCGAAUGAUGACGGGCAGCUUCCAGUUCACAGCCACCUCCACUGGGCAGCUCUUUGAGAUGUUUUCCUCCAUCAUGAAGCAUCUGCCGGGACCACAGCAACAGGCUCGUAAGGAGCUGAAGGGGCUGGAGGACUUCAUAACCAAGAAGGUGGAACAGAACCAGCGCACCCUGGACCCCAACUCCCCACGAGACUUCAUUGACUCCUUUCUCAUCCGCAUGCAGGAGGUGUGUGCCGGAGAGAACAAGAAGCAGGUACAAGAGUUCCUGGGGGUGCUCAGCUACUGCUACUUGUGGAUUGUAGGGUUUGCAGAGAUUGCUAAAUCCUUCUAUGCUGAUCUCAGGGGAAGCUAA